GUCAAACUUUUGCAUUUUGCGAAUCCGGAUCAUUUUGGUUCAACUUUUCCACCCGAGUCGCGUUAAAUUUCCAUCGGUUCCGGUCCAAUCGGAUAUUCUUGAUUCGAAAUCAUGCAGGCAGUGCGUCCCUUGGCUAACCUGACGAACCUGGCCGUCCGCAAUACGGCGGUUCUGUCCCGGGAUUACCAUGCUCACAACUUCCGGGUGUUCACCAUGAACGAUAUGCCGGUGCCGGAAGGUGAUUUCUUCGAGCAGCACGCCCGCAAGAAUCGUGUCUACAACGCCGUGCUGGCUGCCGGAAUUGUAAUCUUCGGCAUUACCGUCUCUGUGGCUAGAGAAACCGGUUUGAUCUACCUGAACAAGAACCCACCAAAGAGCCUCCAUUAAAUCAAACGCGGUGGUGAGAGAAGGUUUGAAAAGCCUCGAGUAGAAAGGUGAUAAAAUUUGCAGUUACUGAAACAUUGAUUGGGAUGCUGUAAACAAAAUUAACGCGUAUUAAACGAAACAAACAUG
Uranotaenia lowii is the source of this 513-nucleotide messenger RNA. RefSeq lists its product as uncharacterized. The record is from RefSeq and is a predicted model, not a curated record. Lineage: Eukaryota; Metazoa; Arthropoda; Insecta; Diptera; Culicidae. The coding region runs from base 112 to 387 and encodes 91 amino acids. The transcript has 3 exons.